This is a messenger RNA of Oryza sativa Japonica Group (Japanese rice), 1845 nucleotides long. The record is from RefSeq and is a predicted model, not a curated record. Lineage: Eukaryota; Viridiplantae; Streptophyta; Magnoliopsida; Poales; Poaceae.
CAGAAUUCGCUCAAAAUCCUUUCCGCUCAGAUAAGAGAGGCCGGAGACUGAGAGAGAGGGAAACUCGUACACAGAGAGAGUAUGGACGUGGAGAAGGUGGAGAGGAAGGAGGUGGCCGUCGACGACGAUGGCCGCGUCAGAACAGCCAGGUGUUCCAAGAGACCAAGAAGGCAAGAAUGUCACACGAACGGUAUGGACGGCGACGACGCACGCCAUCACCGCCGUGAUCGGGUCAGGCGUGCUGGCGCUGCCGUGGAGCGUGGCCCAGAUGGGGUGGGUGCUCGGCCCCAUCGCCCUCGUCGUCUGCGCCUACAUCACCUACUACACCGCCGUCCUCCUCUGCGACUGCUACCGCACGCCGGACCCCGUCCACGGCAAGCGGAACUACACCUACAUGGACGUCGUCCGCUCAUGCCUCGGGCCUCGAGACGUGGUCGUGUGUGGCAUUGCGCAGUACGCGAUUCUCUGGGGCGCAAUGGUGGGUUACACCAUCACGACCGCUACGAGCAUCAUGUCAGUGGUGCGCACGAACUGCCACCACUACAAGGGGCCGGACGCGACCUGCGGCUCGUCCGGGACGAUGUACAUGGUGCUGUUCGGCCUCGCGGAGGUCGUCCUGUCCCAGUGCCCGAGCCUGGAGGGGGUGACGCUCAUCUCCGUCGUCGCCGCCGUCAUGUCGUUCACCUACUCCUUCGUCGGGCUCUUCCUCAGCGCCGCUAAGGUCGCGUCGCACGGCGCGGCGCACGGCACCCUCCUCGGCGUCAGGGUCGGCGCCGGAGGCGUCACCGCGUCGACCAAGGCGUGGCACUUCCUGCAGGCGCUCGGGAACAUCGCCUUCGCGUACACCUACUCCAUGCUGCUCAUCGAGAUCCAGGACACGGUGAAGUCGCCGCCGUCGGAGAACGUGACGAUGAAGAGGGCGAGCCUGUACGGCAUCGGCGUCACGACCGUCUUCUACGUGUCGAUCGGGUGCGUCGGGUACGCGGCGUUCGGCAACGCCGCGCCCGGGAACGUCCUCACCGGCUUCCUCGAGCCGUUCUGGCUCGUCGACAUCGCCAACGUUGCCGUCGUCAUCCACCUGGUCGGAGCGUACCAGGUGUACGCGCAGCCGGUGUUCGCGUGCUACGAGAAGUGGCUGGCGAGCCGUUGGCCGGAGUCGGCGUUCUUCCACCGGGAGUACGCGGUGCCGCUGGGCGGCGGGCGCGCGGUGCGGUUCACGCUGUGCAAGCUGGUGCUGCGCACGGCGUUCGUGGCCGUGACGACGGUGGUGUCGCUGGUGCUGCCGUUCUUCAACGCCGUGCUCGGGCUGCUCGGCGCCGUCGCGUUCUGGCCGCUCACGGUGUACUUCCCGGUGACCAUGUACAUGGCGCAGGCGAAGGUGCAGAGAGGCAGCCGGAAGUGGGUGGCGCUGCAGGCGCUCAACGUCGGCGCGCUCGUCGUGUCGCUGCUCGCGGCGGUGGGCUCGGUGGCCGACAUGGCGCAGCGCCUGCGCCACGUCACCAUCUUCCAAACGCAGCUCUGAACCCGGAUGGACGCAUGCAGCCGAUGAGAUUAUGCAUGUAGUACUACUCCUACUACUUUUGUUGCUGUACUCGUACUAGUUGCUGGUGUAAUUUGGCUGUCGUGUUACAAGCUACUACUACUAGUACAAGCCCCUCUGUUUUUAUACCUCUGAAUUUAGCAAAUGGGACUUGAGGAGUAUGGUUAUCCUAUGGACAAAACUGUGUACGUUAUUCCGGUUGGGAUCGUCAAGCAUAGCAUAUAGGAAUUUCGGGUGAAAGAAUUCAAUUAUGAGUAUUAGCACCUUUUGUAUUUAGAACUUAUUUCUGAAAGCAACUAAAGUUA